This is a messenger RNA of Triticum turgidum subsp. durum (durum wheat), 324 nucleotides long. Lineage: Eukaryota; Viridiplantae; Streptophyta; Magnoliopsida; Poales; Poaceae. The record is from the annotation of a GenBank genome assembly.
AUGAACUGCGCGAGCCUGCUGCUCCUGCUCUGCGUCCUCCUCCUCGCCGCGCUCGGCCCCUUCGCCGCCGCUGCACGCAGAGAACCAACAAUGGCGGCCACCGGCGACCAAGGAGAUAGUGCUCAGGCCAAGCUGGCCUGGAUGGGAAUGGCCCCUGCAAAGGGUCUAAAGCAGAGGGUGAUCAUGAGGAAGCAGGAGAGUACAGACUCUAACCGUUUCAGGACCAGAAAGUUUUCCUCGACUGCCAAGAAUCCAUUCGACGGCCGGUUGCCCUUCACCGCCGAUUACCACAACGUGCGCAGGCACCCGCCCUCGCACAACUAG